AUGUCGGUUAAUCAGAAGAAAUCCUCAAACCUCGCUCCAGUAAAAAAGAAAAAUGAAGGCGGAUGUCGCAUCAAUGCUAUGGAGACCCAAGAAAUUCAGGAAGCUUUUGACCUAUUUGAUGUUGAGAAGACUGGUUUUAUAGACACAAAAGAUCUAAAGGUAGCAAUGCGUGCCCUUGGUUUUGAGCCCAAAAAGGAAGAGAUAAAAAAAUUGACGUCCGAAUAUGAUCCUGAAGGAAAAGGUGUUAUUUCAUUUCCUGACUUCCUUCGAAUGAUGUCUUUAAAAAUGCAAGAUAAAGAUGCCCGUGAGGAAGUGCUAAAGGCAUUUCGUCUUUUUGACGAUGACGAGACGGGCGCUAUUUCAUUCAAAAAUUUAAAACGUGUAGCGAAAGAACUGGGAGAGAACCUUACUGAUGAGGAACUUCAAGAGAUGAUUGAUGAGGCUGAUCGUGAUGGUGACGGUGAAGUUAAUGAAUCGGAAUUCCUUCGUAUAAUGAAAAAAACGAAUAUGUAUUAA
Molecule: messenger RNA, 516 nt
Organism: Mesocestoides corti
Lineage: Eukaryota; Metazoa; Platyhelminthes; Cestoda; Cyclophyllidea; Mesocestoididae
Source: the annotation of a GenBank genome assembly